Messenger RNA from Monascus purpureus, 730 nucleotides. The record is from the annotation of a GenBank genome assembly. Lineage: Eukaryota; Fungi; Ascomycota; Eurotiomycetes; Eurotiales; Aspergillaceae.
CCCAACUAAACAAACGGUGAGGAAGGGAGGCGACAAAGGAGUUCAUCAAGCAUCCACAGAAAUGGCAGGCUCGAAGAUUGCCUGUAUUGGUGUCAUUGGAAAAGAUGACAAUCCCCUUCAUAUCUCCUUAUUCCCUCCCUAUUUGGAAUCUACUAUUGAAUUCUCUUUUCUUCUAAACUCCUGCCUUGACGUAUUUGAAAUACGCCAGAAGCAAACUUCUGUCGACCAGGACUUGGGUCUAUUACAUGCCGUCGAUGAAAGACUAGCAGCCUAUGGCUGGUUAACAACCACGGGGGUGAAAUUCAUUAUCAUUGUGGAUUUUCUUGGGCAACCAGUACCUUCAAAAAUGGAAGGACCAAGGAGUGCAAUGGUUGCUACUUUAAGAGAUUCAGAUCUAAAACCAGUGUUUCGGGCAUUACAAACUGCCUAUAUCCAACUCUUACAGAAUCCCUUUUAUCUCCCAGAUGAUUAUAUUCCUGCUGCGAAGACGAUGCUGCCACUCUCCCCAUAUCUACAGAUCACAAACCGAAAGUUCAUUGCAGAUAUCAGGAGAAUUGGUGAAUCUUGGAAUGCAGGCGUGAUGAUGUCUGUUUGAAACACCAGAAGCGCUGGUUUUAUUGGAGCAAAUCCCCAUGUGAACUAUUCCCCAAUCGAACUGCUGCUAACAAUGACUGCUUUCAACUUAAUAUUGUUAUUUCAUAUGUGGUCUAGAUAUUCGCCCAAGGAUCUC